Molecule: messenger RNA, 2025 nt
Organism: Meira miltonrushii
Lineage: Eukaryota; Fungi; Basidiomycota; Exobasidiomycetes; Exobasidiales; Brachybasidiaceae
Product: putative H+-transporting ATP synthase alpha chain, mitochondrial
Exons: 2
Coding region: 262-1911 (549 amino acids)
Biological process (GO): proton motive force-driven ATP synthesis; proton transmembrane transport
Molecular function (GO): ADP binding; proton-transporting ATP synthase activity, rotational mechanism; ATP binding
Source: RefSeq, a predicted model, not a curated record
GAACCGUUCGGGUUGUGUACGUGCGUGCGCGCGCAAAAGAAAUAGAAGAUCCAGCAAUCCUUCAUUAAAUCACAGGGCGUUACAGGCAGGCAGGGCAUCGAAUGUGUGCGUGUGUGUGUGCGCACACACUUACACACACACACGCUGGACGCCUUUUUCGCGCAUCUUCUUCAAUAGUCUUGGAAUUCCUUCUUAUCCUUUCAUCGUCAUCAUCGACUUUCCUUUAAGAAUCUUUACAUCGCCUUUCUUAUACCUUUGACGAUGUUCUCUAGAUCGGCCGGUGUUGCUGCCGCCAACUUGGCAAGAUCCACCGUUGCGCCAACUGCGCGCCGUGCGAUCCCCUCCGUCGCUUCUCGUGCUUACGCUACCGCUAAGCCAGCCGCUUCGGAAGUCAGCUCAAUCCUUGAACAACGUAUCUCCGGUACAUCUGCUGGUGGUGAUGUCCAAGAGACUGGUCGUGUGUUGACCAUUGGUGACGGUAUCGCCCGUGUUUACGGUCUCCGUAACGUACAAGCAGAAGAAAUGGUUGAAUUCGCCUCUGGUGUCCGUGGUAUGUGCCUCAACUUGGAAGCUGACAACGUCGGUGUGUCCAUUUUGGGUUCUGACCGUGCCAUUCGUGAAGGUGAUACCGUUAAGCGUACCGGACAAAUUGUUGAUGUUCCAGUCGGUAUGGAAUUGUUGGGCCGUGUCGUUGAUGCUUUGGGUAACCCAAUCGACGGUAAAGGACCAAUCAACACAAAAGAACGCCGUCGUUCAUCCUUGAAGGCUCCCGGUAUUUUGCCCCGUCAAUCCGUCAACCAACCUAUGCAAACUGGUAUCAAACCAAUCGAUGCCAUGGUGCCCAUCGGUCGUGGUCAACGUGAAUUGGUUAUUGGUGAUCGUCAAACCGGUAAGACUGCCGUUUGCAUUGACACAAUCUUGAACCAAAAGCGCUGGAACGAUGGAAACGACGAAGAAAAGAAAUUGUACUGCAUCUACGUCGCCGUCGGUCAAAAGAGAUCCACCGUUGCUCAAUUGGUCAAGGUUUUGGAACAAAAUGACUCCAUGAAGUACACCACCAUUGUUGCUGCCACUGCAUCUGAAGCCGCACCAUUGCAAUACUUGGCUCCUUUCUCAGGAUGUGCCAUUGGUGAAUGGUUCCGUGACAACGGAAAACACGCCGUCAUCAUUUACGAUGAUUUGUCCAAGCAAGCCGUUGCUUACCGUCAAAUGUCACUUUUGUUGCGUCGUCCUCCAGGACGUGAAGCUUACCCUGGUGACGUUUUCUACUUGCACUCUCGUUUGUUGGAACGUGCUGCCAAGAUGAACAACAAGACCCACGGUGGUGGUUCAUUGACCGCUUUGCCCAUCAUUGAAACCCAAGGUGGUGAUGUGUCCGCUUUCAUUCCCACCAACGUUAUUUCCAUUACUGACGGUCAAGUCUUCUUGGAAUCCGAAUUAUUCUUCAAGGGUAUCCGUCCCGCCGUUAACGUCGGUUUGUCCGUCUCCCGUGUCGGAUCUGCCGCUCAAUCCAAGGUUUACAAGGCCGUUGCCGGUUCCUUGAAAUUGUACUUGGCCCAAUACCGUGAAUUGGCAGCAUUUGCCCAAUUCGGUUCCGAUUUGGACCCAGCAACAAGAUCUACUUUGGACCGUGGUGUUCGUUUGACCGAAUUGUUGAAGCAAGGUCAAUACUCUCCUUUGGCUACUGAAGUUCAAAUUCCAAUCAUCUUUGCCGGUAUUAAGGGUUUCGUUGACCGUAUCCCAGCAGAAAAGAUUGUCGAUUGGGAAGCAUCUUUCCGUCAACAAAUCACAAACGAUGAUGCUUUGCUCCAAGACAUUGCCAAGGCUACAGGUUUGUCCAAGGAACUCGAAGAGAAAUUGACAAAGGUUGUCAAGGAACACGUUGACAACUUCUUGUCCUCUUCCUCAUAAAUGUGUUUGAAAAAGGGGGUAAAAAUGCAUUCUUAGUGUAUUCCAUCUCAUUAUUCAUACAUUCAAACGCAAAACACAUAUAUACAUUGAAAGACAAUUAAAGAUUUGAUGCUC